Molecule: messenger RNA, 1479 nt
Organism: Penicillium longicatenatum
Lineage: Eukaryota; Fungi; Ascomycota; Eurotiomycetes; Eurotiales; Aspergillaceae
Exons: 1
Coding region: 1-1479 (492 amino acids)
Source: RefSeq, a predicted model, not a curated record
AUGUCUGCAGAUUUACUAGCGGAGUUCGGUCAGGACUCGGGGCCUCCGCAAAGCUCCGUAGGCAACUCACCAGCUAAACGACCACAAACAAACUCUUUGAUAUCUAGUCCAGAUCACAGCGGCGAAGAUUUUUUCUCGUCCUUAUCGACAAGAAAUCAACCGGGAAGGCCCUUGGAACCUACUUCGGCCUCAUCAGCAAACCGGUACCAAACUCCAACUCCGCGACAGCCGCCGGGCUUCGAGCUGUUCAAUCUACCUGGAACCGAGAACAGUGAUGUGCUGUUUGACGCUGAGACCGAUGCACCGGCCAACGACACAGAGGAUGACUGGGGGGAUUUCGAAGGGCCAGAAUCGACUAUCAAUGACUACCAACCACAAAACCAUAUCACACCUGAAGUCAAGCCGCCGGCAACCAAAUCUCAGCCGGUCCAGAUAGACUUGUUGGACUCGUUGUCGCUGGCAGACUCGGCACCAACUCCAAACAAACGGAUUGGCGCUUCCAUAAAAACAUCGAUACCCACCAGCAAUCCACCAGAACCAACCUGGGACGACGAUUCAUUUGGAGACUGGGAUGCAUUUACAGACACAUCAUCUGCCAAUACGGCUGCAAGUCACCCUAAGGGAAAAGCUCCUCCCAGGAAAAGCAAACCUAUUACCAAACAUAACAAGAGCAUCAGCACAGCUCCUAAGCAACCAACCCAGGAAGAUGACUUUGAAGAUUGGGGCGACUUUACCGACGGACCAGCAGAACCAGCGGAGGCGCCUAAACAGAAACCCAAAUCAAACUCAACCCCUUCUACACCGUCAACUCCAGACCCUCGAAGCUUCAUUUCUUCGACACCAGCUUCACCUCCAACUGUUCGACCCACCAACAUCCCACCACCCUCCGUUCUUCUCUCCCUCCUAGUCGAAAUCCUCAGCGCACUACAAAAGGAAGCUCUAAAAGCCCAACCACGCAGCACACCACCCGCUCAAAAAGAGGAAAUUGCUAUCAAAAUUUAUACGACCUUAACAACAUCAGCCCGCAUAAUAGCCGGCCGCAGCCUCCGCUGGAAACGCGACACAAUCCUCAGCCAAAGCAUGCGCAUCGGCCCCGCAGGUAAACCCGGCGGCAUGAAGCUAAGCGCGGUGAACAAACAUGAAGAUGUUAAGGAGUCACAGGAUGCCGUUGAUGUUCUAAGAUUAUGGCGUGAGCGUUCUGCGUUGUUCAACGCUAUCGUGCAAGGUGUGGGGCAGAAAGCUGUUCCUGUCUUUACUGAUCCGACGGCCUUGAAGGUUGUUGUGGGGCGUUCUGAGGAGGGUGCGAUUAAGGCUUCGCAUCCUUGUGCGCUUUGUGCGCUUAAACGGGACGAGCGUGUUUUAAGGGUUGAUGAGGGGGAUGUGAAUGAUAGUUUUGGCGAGUGGUGGACGGAGCAUUGGGGGCACACGGGGUGUAGGAUGUUUUGGGAGAGGAAUAAGGAUUUACUUUUGCAGCGAUGA